ACCGCGCCGCUGCGGUUCUUCCGGCGGCCAUUUUAGGUUGGGACCAUCGAGGCGGCGCCAUUAAAGCGUGAGGAAGGAGCGGGAAGAAAAGCCCGCGAUUCUCGGGCUGAGCGCAGCCGCCGCCGCGGUCCAGAUCCCGGUCUCCGCCUCCCCUCUUUCUUUUUCCCAGCCGGGCAGCCAUGUCGGAGGAGGAGGCGCAGUUCGCCAGCGACGUGGAAGCGGCGGAGGCUCCGGAGGCGGCGGAGCAGCUUGAGGGAGACGCGGCGGGCGAAGGCGGCGGCGACGGCGCCGAAGGGGGAGGCGGCGGCGGCGGUGGAGGAGGCGGCGAGUCGGAGGGAGCCAAAAUCGACGCCAGCAAGAACGAGGAAGAUGAAGGGAACUGCGUCUUAAGAAAUGACCCUGACUCAGAUAGCCUGACCUCGUCUGAUUUUGGAAGGAAGAUGUUCAUUGGAGGGCUUAGCUGGGAUACGACAAAGAAAGAUUUGAAGGACUACUUCACCAAAUUUGGUGAAGUUGUGGACUGCACCCUGAAGCUAGAUCCCAUUACUGGUCGGUCGAGAGGUUUUGGCUUUGUGCUGUUCAAGGAAUCUGAGAGCGUGGACAAGGUUAUGGAUCAGAAGGAGCAUAAAUUGAAUGGCAAAGUGAUUGAUCCCAAAAGGGCUAAAGCGAUGAAAACAAAAGAGCCGGUUAAAAAGAUUUUUGUGGGGGGCUUAUCUCCAGAUACACCUGAAGAAAAAAUAAGGGAAUACUUUGGAGGUUUCGGUGAGGUGGAAUCAAUAGAACUUCCGAUGGACAACAAAACCAAUAAACGCCGUGGAUUUUGCUUCAUUACUUUCAAAGAGGAGGAGCCAGUGAAGAAGAUUAUGGAGAAAAAAUACCACAACGUUGGUCUUAGUAAAUGUGAAAUCAAAGUCGCCAUGUCAAAAGAACAGUAUCAGCAGCAACAGCAGUGGGGGACCCGGGGGGGAUUUUCUGGAAGAUCUCGUGGCAGAGGUGGAGGCCCCAGUCAAAGCUGGAACCAGGGAUACAGUAACUACUGGAAUCAGGGCUAUGGCAACUAUGGCUACAACAGUCAGGGCUACGGUGGCUACGGAGGCUAUGACUAUACCGGCUACAACAACUAUUAUGGAUAUGGGGACUAUAGCAAUCAACAGAGUGGUUAUGGGAAGGUAUCUCGGCGAGGCGGUCAUCAAAACAGCUACAAACCGUACUAAAUUAUUCCAUUUUGCAGCCCUAUCCCCAGACAGGUGGACAAGCAGUAUUCACAUUUGAAGAUUCAUUUUGAGGCAGCUCAGGUUGCCUGCUAAUAGCAGUUUCAGACUAAAUUUUUUUUGUAUCGAGCCCCCGAAUUGGAAGUAACACGUUGGGUCCCUCUGAAGUUUGCGUUCUCAUUACAACAGAAUUGCUUUCACUGUCUUUAUUUUUUUUUAGUUGCUAUGCUUAAGAAUCAGUUUGACUUACGCCCCCUGGCCCAUUUUGUCCCCCCCCCCAGUAUUGUAGAGCAUGUCUUGUGUAUGAAAAGCCCAGUGUGACAGUGUCAUGAUGUAGUAGUGUCUUACUGGUUUUUUAAUAAAUCUUUUUGUAUAAA
Messenger RNA from Sphaerodactylus townsendi, 1588 nucleotides. RefSeq names its product heterogeneous nuclear ribonucleoprotein D (gene HNRNPD). Gene Ontology annotation, cellular component: nucleoplasm. Lineage: Eukaryota; Metazoa; Chordata; Lepidosauria; Squamata; Sphaerodactylidae. The record is from RefSeq and is a predicted model, not a curated record. Gene Ontology annotation, biological process: regulation of gene expression. The transcript is spliced from 9 exons. Gene Ontology annotation, molecular function: RNA binding. The coding region runs from base 180 to 1214 and encodes 344 amino acids.